This is a messenger RNA of Trichoplax adhaerens, 1155 nucleotides long. RefSeq lists its product as uncharacterized. The transcript is spliced from 10 exons. Gene Ontology annotation, biological process: protein ubiquitination. Bases 1 to 1155 code for a protein of 384 amino acids. The record is from RefSeq and is a predicted model, not a curated record. Gene Ontology annotation, molecular function: protein binding. NCBI's taxonomy places the organism in Eukaryota, Metazoa, Placozoa, Uniplacotomia, Trichoplacea, Trichoplacidae.
AUGGACGACGAUUCCGCAGUAAUUUAUGGCUUAGAAUUUCAGGCGCGGGCCUUGUGUGCUGUAGUAGGUGAUAUUGAUCAUAUUCAAUUUCUAGUAGGAACACAAUCGUUUAAAAAUGAUAAUCAGGUCCAUUUAAUAGAAUUCGAUGAGGAAAAUAACGUUAUAAAUAGUAAUGUCUAUCUUCAUCCGAUUGGGGAAGUAUGGCAUAUUAGCUCUUGCCCUCUAGAUAAAGAAAUUUUACUAACUUGUUAUGACAGACUUAAUGGUAGCAAAACUAAUAGGCAUGCUACGGCAUGGAAAAUACCAACUGAUGAUGAAGUACCGACGUCACCUAGUAUAAUUAUGCAUUAUAAAUGCUUUCUUAUUACGUCCAUUACUCCUCUAUUGCGAUCUCUUGACAGUGUUUUGUGGCAUCCUAACGAAGAUAAAUCUACUCUCAUGAGCGUACAUGAUCAGCACUUACAAAUAUGGGAUUUUCAAGUAGCCACCAGCGCUUCUGCCAAGGUUUUAAACGUUAUAGAUUUAGGUGAAAAGAGUCACUUAAGCUUUUCGUCAGCUGCCUGGAAUCCUCACCACAACGGCACUCAAGUUGCUGGUGCCUACGAUACCAAUAUAAAGGCCUGGGAUCUUAGAGCAAUGAAGCCAGCAUAUACUAUUGAAAAUGCUCAUGGAAUACUUGUGCGGGACCUAGAUUUUAAUCCCAACAAACCUUACUAUGUAGUAUCAUGUGGAGAUGAUUGCCAAGUUAAGUUUUGGGAUGUCAGAAAUAGUACGGAACCUCUACUUAAACUAACCAAUCAUUCUCAUUGGGUUUGGUCGGUCUCCUACAACCAUUUCCACGAUCAACUAGUUCUAUCGUCAAGCAGUGAUAGUCGUGUAAUGUUAUUUAACAUAAUAUCUUUAUCGUCGGAGCCAUUCGGUCAGUACGAAGAUAUUGAUGACGAAGAAUCAACUUCAAAUAAGUACGUUAAGCCAGUAUUGGAGGAAGAACCACCGAAAGAUGGAAUUAUUGCAACAUAUGAGGAACACGAAGAUAGUGUAUAUGCGUCAUGUUGGUCAUGUUCAGAUCCUUGGGUAUUUGCCUCUUUAUCUUAUGAUGGAAGAUUAGUUAUUAACAGGGUACCUCGCACGGAAAAAUUUAAAAUCUUACUCUAA